AUGACUCUGCUCGGUGUUGCCUUAACGGCUCUAUUGGCGUUCUCGCCGCUCGCCUUGGGAUUAUCCUCCACGCUUGAGCAGGUCGAUGACUUUGGCGACAACCCCACCAACGUCGGCAUGUACUACUACAAGCCAGAAAACGUGACCGAGAACCCCGCCCUCAUCGUCGCCAUCCACUACUGCACGGGAACGGGCACCGCGUACUUCGAGGGUACGCCCUACGCGCAGCUGGCGGACGAAUACGGGUUCAUCGUCAUCUACCCCAGCUCGCCCAACGAGGGCACCUGCUGGGACGUCAGUUCCUUCGAGACGCUCAAGCACGGCGCGGGCGGCGACAGCUACGGCAUCGCCAACAUGGUCGGCUACGCACAGACCGACUGGGGCGUCGACCCCGCGCGCGUCUUCGUCACCGGGACUUCGUCGGGAGCGAUGAUGACAAACGUCCUCGCCGCCGCCUACCCCGACCUCUUCGCGGCCGGCAUCGUCUACUCGGGCGUCGCCGCGGGCUGCUUCAUGUCCUCCACCGGUGGCGUCGACGCGUGGAACUCGACCUGCUCGACCGGCGCGUCGACCGCGACGCCGGAGCAGUGGGCGAACGUCGUCUACGACAUGUACCCGGACUACACGGGCGAGUACCCGCGCAUGCAGGAGUACCACGGGACCGCGGACGACGCGCUCGAGUACCCGAACUUCGCGGAGGAGGUGAAGCAGUGGGCAGGCGUGUUUGGGUACGAUGCGGAGAGUCCGGUGCAGACGCUGGAGGAUACGCCGUUGGAGGGGUAUACGAAGUUUGUGUACGGUGAUCGGCUGCAGGGGAUCUCCGCGGAGGGCGUUGGGCAUACUGUACCGGUGCAGGGCGAGGAGGAUUUGAAGUGGUUUGGUAUCAUCUGA
Molecule: messenger RNA, 891 nt
Organism: Schizophyllum commune H4-8
Lineage: Eukaryota; Fungi; Basidiomycota; Agaricomycetes; Agaricales; Schizophyllaceae
Product: carbohydrate esterase family 1 protein
Exons: 2
Coding region: 1-891 (296 amino acids)
Cellular component (GO): extracellular region
Molecular function (GO): hydrolase activity
Source: RefSeq, a predicted model, not a curated record